UCUGUGAUUUUGAGGCUCAUUAAUUUGGAGGAAUCUCCAUAAACAACUUUUUUUAAGCAACUUGUACCAUCCCCAAAAUUAUACUAGGGGUCCUAUAUUUUCAGAUUUCAGGUAUCCUUACUUGGUGUUCUAAUAACAAUAUAACAAAUCGCUCCAUAUUUGAGCAAAGAUUAAUUGACUUGGUGCUCUGUAUUUUCUCCCAGAUUCGCAAGCGUUUUAGAGAUUGUAGAGUUGAUAACAGUGCUGCUGCUGCACUCUGCUACAUGGUUCUCAAUGGAGCGUCCAUAUACCUAGAGAAUGUACAAUGUCGAACACCGCUAUAUUACAUCAAGAAUGCUGAGCUGAAGAAGACCUUGAAGAAGAUCGCUCGUGAAAAGAUAGAUGGUGAUAUGGCUUCAUGGGAGGAACCCGGGGAGGACUCGACUGAGAAUGAAAGUGGAGCUGAUUUUCCCGCAGGAAACCAACAGAAAAUUGACAAGCCAGAAAUUGAAGGUAAAGAGGUUGGUUUGAAGGUGGGAGAUCUGGUAGCUAUUACUCUGGACAGUGAAACAUUGCAUAUCAUGCAACAGAUGGGUGGGCAAGAGUGGCUACCAGAAAUGGGAAAUCUGUAUGGGAAGGUUGCCAAGGUUACUGGUAUCAACUCAAGCGGGAAUGCAGAGGUCACUUACCCUGAGAGAAAAGAACAACCUUUCACCUUCAAUCCACAUGUACUGAACAAGGUUCCUAGGCUAGGUAAGGGAGACCGUGUGCAGAUCAAUAAAGACUUGACGUUUGUGAGGAAUCUUCACGAAAACAGUCUAAAUGGAUGGAUCGAUGGCAUGGAAAAGCUGUAUGGGAAGGUUGCCAAGGUUACUGGUAUCAACUCCAGCGGGAAUGCAGAGGUCACUUACCCUGAGAGAAAAGAACAACCUUUCAUCUUCAAUCCAGAUGUACUGAACAAGGUAUGGUCUUAA
Messenger RNA from Strongylocentrotus purpuratus (purple sea urchin), 953 nucleotides. RefSeq lists its product as uncharacterized. Gene Ontology annotation, cellular component: cytoplasm. Lineage: Eukaryota; Metazoa; Echinodermata; Echinoidea; Camarodonta; Strongylocentrotidae. Gene Ontology annotation, biological process: protein ubiquitination. Gene Ontology annotation, molecular function: ubiquitin-protein transferase activity. The coding region runs from base 264 to 953 and encodes 229 amino acids. The record is from RefSeq and is a predicted model, not a curated record. The transcript has 6 exons.